Molecule: messenger RNA, 1079 nt
Organism: Exserohilum turcica Et28A
Lineage: Eukaryota; Fungi; Ascomycota; Dothideomycetes; Pleosporales; Pleosporaceae
Exons: 1
Coding region: 1-1008 (335 amino acids)
Source: RefSeq, a predicted model, not a curated record
AUGACCGAAACUUGGAAGAAGAAUAUACUGCAGCAGCUUGCAAUCGCAUAUGAAAUACGUCAACGGCAGGCGGACCCCUCCCUAGAGCUCGAAGAGUUUCCAAAGCCUGCACCCCCUCAAGUCGACUUGUUACAGAUCUACACAGACGUACUAGACGAAAAAGAUAGUCCAGGAGCAGCAGCAAAGCGGAUCAAUGACUGGGUACUUUCAGUGCCAGAAAGUGAUACCUACUACGACAUAUCCGUCGCCUAUUACGAAGUUCUCCGCGUUCUGUUCGAUGGCGCAAGAGGGCUUUCGUCCAGAAAAUACCUUGGUAUCCUCGCAUAUCUUGCAGUCGAACUCGCAAACCUACCCGACGUCUACAACAACAGAGAUGAACCAAUCGUUAUUGAAGGAGGAGUCGUUAUUCAACCCGGGCAAAAGAUUCAGCUGCCUUGCGAGACAGGAGGGGUACUAUGGUCUACACUACCGAAUUUUGCUUUGUAUAUCAGAGACGAUCUCCAGGGCGGGCCCCUCAGAUUGCGCAAAGCCACUGCAAUUGGCCACGGUAACCAGCAACUAGCUUCCGAGCCCGAAGACCGAUAUACCAACGUCAACACAUUUGCUGCUAUGAUAGCACAGCAAAACCCUCCUCAGGGGUCUCCACUGUGCAGUUGUGUCGACUUUGCUUUUGCAACGUUGGCUUUCUUGGAACACGGCUCUGAUACGAAUUACGGGCGAGAAGCACACCUUGCAGUUAGAGCAGCGGCUUCUUGGCUGACCAUUGCUGGCGCACAAGUAGUGGCUGCAGGCUCGCCUUCAACCAAAUAUGACUAUACUUCUGGAAGUUUGUGGAAGGCCGAGGGCGGUACAAAUACAGUGGAUGUCAAGAGACUGCAAUUCUGGAAGGACAGGUUUCAACAGGUGCGAGAUUCUGGCAGACUGGCGAGCCGAGAAGCCGUAGAUGCCGUAGAAGAAGCUACGGGAGCCCUGGAUAAGUUGAUUGCGACUCAAGGUGGAAAUAGCUAAGCGAAUGAAACAUUGAGAAAUGACUGGAACUGCUGCUAUGGACUACUACAUAGCAUAUGUCGCUUGUAGAU